This is a messenger RNA of Tyto alba (common barn owl), 6387 nucleotides long. RefSeq names its product dpy-19 like C-mannosyltransferase 3 (gene DPY19L3). The transcript has 19 exons. Gene Ontology annotation, molecular function: mannosyltransferase activity. The record is from RefSeq and is a predicted model, not a curated record. Gene Ontology annotation, cellular component: nuclear inner membrane. The coding region runs from base 911 to 3061 and encodes 716 amino acids. Lineage: Eukaryota; Metazoa; Chordata; Aves; Strigiformes; Tytonidae.
UAUGAUCUGUAUAAAAACAUGUUAAUUUUAACAAACACUUGACAUGUACAAAUAAGGUACAUCUAAUGCCCAUUGUAAAGCCCGUAAUUCUUCAGUUUGCAUAUUCUUAAACAUUCCCUACAAAUGUACCAUCUGCCUUGAUGCUCAAAAAAACCAAGAGAAGUAUGUCUAGUCUGUUGUAAAUUGACUUACAGUAGAAACGCUUAACUGAAGAGCUUAAUCAGAGGAAGUCGGUUAUUUUGUUUGUUCUUUUAAAAUACUUAUAAAACACACUAAGUGUGCAAAGGCAGAUACUGAAGAAUUUCCUGAUUUCUAAUGUCAACGGCGCCAGUGCUCCGAAUUACCGGGAUGAUUAUAGCACCGCCAGCCGCAGGGCCCUCGCCCCGGCCCGCCGCAAGCCCGCCUUCGAAAAUUUAAACUACUUAAAUCCCUGCCGGGGUGAGGAGAGACGAGUUUGACGGGUGGGGCGAUGUCGCCUGCCCCUGCAUUCGCAAGCCACCUCGUCCCCGCCGUGCUCCUUCCUCCGCAGAGCCCGAAAGCAGCGGGGGAAGGCAGCCGCGCCCCCCGAGGCAGGUGCCGCCCCACCCGCAGCCCAGCCCCGGCCUCAGCCCGCAGCUCCGCCCGCCGGCGCGGCGCGGCCCAGCCCGGCUGCUGCAGCCCCGCCGCUCUGCCUGACAGGGGCGAACAAAAGGCGCCGCGGCCGCGGCCGCCCCCACCCCGCCCCUUCCCUUUCCCCUCCCCGCGUCGGGGCGCGGCGCGGGCGGUUCCGCGCAGGCAGCGCCGGCAGGAGCAGCCGCCGGCCCGCCGCAACGAACCCGCAGCCCUCGGAGAGCCCGGCAGGUAUCGGCCCCGCCGGGAGGGGGGAUGCGGAGGGAGUCAGACAGAAUAAUGAAUUAAAGUGACUGACAUCAUGACAACCGUAAGACAGAGAAGGGUUGGAAAAGGCACGGAAGUGGCUGAAGAUCAGCCUUCAGAGGACAAGAAUGUGAAUCCUGAAGAGAAAAUUCUGCCUGAUCGUACAGGUGGAAAGCUGUGGAAAAUACUCUCAAUAACUGUUGGUGGAAUUGUUGCCAUCUCUCUUGGACUUCUUACUUCUGUGUAUGUUGCUACACUGCAUGAAAAUGACCUGUGGUUUUCCAAUAUUAAGGAAGUCGAAAGAGAAAUCUCAUUCAGAACAGAAUGUGGACUUUAUUAUUCCUACUACAAACAGAUGAUUCAGGCUGCUUCCAUCCAGCAAGGUUUACAUGGUUUAGUAUAUGACAAUAAAACUGAAUCUGUGAGGACAAUUAACAUACUUGAAAGAAUGAAUGUUUACCAGGAGGUGUUUCUCAGCAUUCUGUAUAGGAUUCUUCCAAUUCAGCAAUACCUAGAGCCCGUUUAUUUUUAUAUCUACACUUUGUUUGGACUUCAGGCAGUUUAUGUCAUUGCUCUGUAUGUAACAAGCUGGCUUCUUAGUGGAACAUGGCUUUCAGGGUUGUUGGCAGCUUGCUGGUAUAUUACAAACAGAAUAGACACCACAAGAGUAGAAUUCACCAUUCCUUUAAGAGAGAACUGGGCACUACCAUUCUUUGCUGUUCAGAUAGCAGCCAUCACAUACCUACUCAGAACUCAUUUACAGCCUGUUCAAGAAAGACUGACACUAAUGGCUGUAUUCAUAGCAACGUUUCUCUUUAGCCUGACUUGGCAAUUUAAUCAGUUUAUGAUGCUGAUACAAGCAUUGGCAUUAUUCAUACUGGACUGCUUUGACAUGCUUCCCACAGCAAAGGUUACGUGGCUCUAUAUCAUUCAGAUUUCUGGAUUACUGCUAGUCUGUGUCCUACAGUUCUUUAAUUCUAUGAUUCUUGGAUCAUUACUUAUAAGUUUUAAUGCUUCUGUCUUGAUAGCAAGAACAAUCCAGAAAAACCUAAAAAAGGGCAGCUUGCUUAAUAGGCUUGGAAAACUUAUCCUCCAUGUACUGUUAGUCUUGUGCUUGACUCUUCUAAUAAAUAAAUUCAUCAAGAAAAUUCUUAAUCUUGAGUCAGAUGAACAUAUAUUCAAAUUCCUGAAAGCAAAAUUUGGAUUUGGGGCAACAAGAGAUUUUGAUGCUAACCUGUAUCUUUGUGAAGAAGCUUUUGGUUUACUACCAUUAAAUACUUUUUCAAGACUCUCGGAUACAUUACUUUUUUACAUCUAUGUAUUUGUUCUCUUCCUUAUGACAGUAGCAGCUGUAAUUGUUGCCUUUCGGAACCUCAGUCGUUCAAAUCAAGUCCAGUUCAUGGAAAAAAUGGAAGAAUGCACAAUAGUACUGAAGCCUGAUGCUGCUUACAACUUAAUUCACACAGUUCUUUUUGGAUGUCUGGCAUUAAGCACAAUGAGAAUGAAGUACCUCUGGACAUCCCACAUGUGUGUAUUUGCAUCUUUUGGCCUGUGCAGUACGGAAGUAUGGAAACUUACCCUGAAGUGUAUUCAUCUCUACACAUCACAGAGGAUGCAUGUGAUUAAGUAUUCUAUACCAAUAAUUACAUUACUGUACAUUUCAUAUAAGUUCUGGCCAGGAAUAAUGGAAGAACUGUUAGAGCUGAGAGAAUUCUAUGACCCAGACACUGUGGAGCUGAUGUACUGGAUUAAGUCAAACACUCCAAACACAGCAGUGUUUGCUGGGAGCAUGCAGCUAUUAGCGGGAGUCAAACUGUGCACUGGACGGACCUUAACUAAUCAUCCCCAUUACGAGGAUAAGAAUCUGAGAGAGAGAACAAAACAGAUUUAUCAGAUCUACGCCAAGAGAUCUCCUGAAGACGUUUACAGAAUACUGCAAUCCUUUGGCACAGACUAUGUGAUCCUAGAAGACAGCAUUUGUUACGAAAGAAGACACAGCAGAGGCUGUCGGUUACGUGACCUACUUGAUGUAGCUAAUGGCCAUAUCAUGGAUGGUUUGGGAGAGAAUGAACCUGAUUUGAAACCUUCGUUGUAUCCUCGCUUCUGUGAGGAAAUUAAAAAAAACCUGCCUUCUUAUACCAUACACUUCACUAGAGUGUUUCAAAACAAAACAUUCCAUGUUUACAAACUUGCUAAGCAUAAAUAACUUUUUCAACCAUGGCUUCAAGUUCAGUAUUUUAAUGUUAGGACCCACGUUAGAAAAUACAGAAUUUUACAAACAUGUUACAUUUGUAAGACAUUUUACAUUGAUGGUUUCUUGUUUAAUUACUGUGACUUAUUUUUUUAGACAGUUUAGUUUUGGUAACAUUCUUGAUGUUGUCAAAAUUUUCAGAGAUUCAUAAAUGCUAGCAGGGACCAUUUUGAUUAUCAAGUCUGACCUUCUGAAUACCAAGGAUAUAACUGUUUUCCAGUUUUAACUGACUGGAAGACACACAAAACAAGCAGCCUGCAUGACCGCUGCUGCUAGCCUAUGAAGUUCUGCUCAGCAGUUUGGAUUUUUACUAUAAAAUGACAGACAUUCAAUGAAAGCAGGCCAUGCUGCACCUAUACUGAGUAAGCAUUAUCUUUGUGAAUCCUGAAAAUGGUCACAAAAAUUAAGUUUUGUCUUGCAAUCUGAUCCCCUUUGACAGAUCCUUGUGCUCUUUCAGUGCCUCUUUUUUGAAUUCUUUGGGAAUGUAUGCGAAAAUGAGUUUCCAAGCUUGUGAGUGUGACUGCAGAAUCUGUGAGUGCAGAAUCAGCAAAUAAGUUUGAAGAGUAAAACUUAAUCCAUUGUCCAGCAUUUUUUGUGAUACAGAAACACACUUUUUUAUAAUGUUAAGGAUUUAAUGAUGGAGUGUUAUGUAUUUCUAAUGAGAAUAAAGGUUGGAGCAUGCUUGAUACAUGUUGCAUGUUUGUAUCCUCAUAAAAUGCUCAGAACAAACAAAAAAACAAACUUCUCAUAUUGGAUUCUCACAGUACUAUUUUCUGUAUUUGCUUUCUGAACUACAGGGGAUCGUUUACUCCCCCGUGUGAAUUCCAGUAGGAUACCAAAAUUGAACACUCCCAACCUUCCAAAAGAAAUAUUCAUCUCUAAAAUCAUCACGAAAAUUAGGUAUUUACAGUAUGUUCAGGUAUUAGAGCUUUGCUUUACAUUAUUUCAGAUACAAAGGUAUGUAUUUCAGCAGAAAAUCAUUAUGUCCCUGCUCUUUAUCCUAAAAAGGAAACUACAGGUAUUUUAAAUUGACUUGGAAGAUUAAGUGAAGACAGGCCUCAAUCCUGAGAAUUUUGUGAUUUGUUUGUACCUUUUGUCUUUUUACCAGCUAGAACUUUGUGUAUUGACUUUCUAAAUGCUAUGUAGAUAACACGUGACUUUUGCUGUGUUUUAGUGCUGCUUUGGUUUUAUAUUGAAAUUAGAGAUUAAAUCUGAUUGAAAGUCUAACAGUACUCUCCAACUUUAAUUAGACAUCUACUAGGAUCAUUUGUUUCAUAUGAAAAACAGAAUUGUAAUAAUCAAGUGCCUGUAGGCCAAUGUUGAAUUAACAUUUAAACACCUAUAAGAGUGUUUGUGGCCUGUGCAAAUAACUCAGUUAUAAUAAUUACCACUGCAAUUAAUUUCUAAUGAUGGGAAACUUAAAGUGCGACUGAGAGCAAAUGCCACAUGUAAUUUAAUCAGGAUGUGUAAUGAGAUUAGCUUUCACGACUGAGCUGUAUUCCAAUUCCAAACAAUUUAAGUAUUUUCCCUUUUCAGUUGUACUAAGCUAAAUUACUGAAGAGAUGGAGAUGGUUAUUUCAGAUGCUCAAACAAUUUUAUAUUCAGUAUAUACUCAUUAAACAAUGUUCAACAUCUUUCUGCACUUCCAUGCUAACACAAAAGGAAAGUGUGCUUUAAUCAGACUGUAUUUAAAUCAAACAUUGACAGUAGCUGGGUUGUUAAACUGAGCAACUGAAACUCCUGAGUAAUUUCUAGCCUGUAUCCCUUAAUGAGGUUGGAGACCACUGCAGUUUAACAUAAUACAAUAAUAAAAUAUUUUAAUCAGUAUUAAAACUUUAAUUAGGCCUGUAAUAAUGCAUGCCUGUUCUUGCUGAAAGCAUGGGUCAGUGAAUUCCUCAAUGAGUGCCUUACAGUAACUGAAAACAAGCACACGUAAGGUAAAAUAUGUCUAGGCUGUAGCGUCUUACUUUAAAAUGUGGUUGUAUCUUUCUUUGAAGGUGCAGUAGCUUUCCUCUGAUUGAAAUGAGAAAUUCCCAGAUCCAGUGGUAUCCCCUGUCAUUUUCAGAAUUUACUUGUAGGUAACAGCUGAGACUAAGAAGUCCUGACUGUAACAGUAAUUAGUUUUAAAUAGACUUUUUUCAAAAAUAGUCUCUAAUGUUGCCAAAGGAGAGAUUUGACCUUUUUGUAGGAACUACCCAGUGCAAAAGUUUUUGUUUUGUUUCUGGGGUUUUUUUUAAAACAAAAUAGACCCCAAGCUACCUUGGUCUUGGGAAAGCAUAAAAACCAGUGGCUGUUAUGAUCCAGAACCACAGCAGCAACAGUUUCUUCUUGCAACACAAACACUCCCCAAAGUAACACACCAGAAAUUUGUAGUUUUAGAUACAAAGUAUUUUGGAGAUUGCUUAACUCCUGCAGUUCAGAGUCUUUAAAGCCUAGACAGGUUGUGACACUGCUGAACAAUCCCAGCAGUUCCUGUAUCAGGAAGAUUUAUCACUAAAGGGAAGGGUGUCUUUCAGUGACUAUGUAUGUAGUACGGUGUUGAGAACACCAAUCUCUUUAUAAUGGUACAACAGAAAAUGCCAAGGAACAAAACCACUUACCAGCUCAGAGGGAAGCAACGCAGGUGUCAGCACAGCACUGCGGGGAGCAGCUGCUCCUCUGCCCCUCGUCUGGGGCGCGGCCUGGGGCGGGUGGCGAGAAGGGCUACGUGUCCUCUUCUACAGGCGGGGGGUCAGUCCGAGACGUCUAGGAAGUAGGUGGUGGUUUAGCUGUCUGGUAAUUAUUUUCUCUCUCUGUGUCUUGCUGUGGUUUAUAUUCACUGCAUUAAAAAUGUGCAGGUUUUUUAAUAAUACUCUUACCUGUUCCUGAACUACAUCAUCCUGCUGCACCUUAUUUCCAAGCAGUCGCUGUGGCACCACCGUGUCACUGCACUGAGUACGGCGCAGCCCUCGUGGCAGUGCCUCUACUGAAGUCUUACAAAUAACCAGCACUGGGAACGGCACCAUCAGGACUUCCUCUCUGCCUUGCCUGCUGUCCACAAGGACUUUGAAGCUGCGCAUUAUCAGUGGAACUGUGGUAUGAAUUAUUAGAUCGCAGAUACAAAAUGUUACCGAGUAGCCAGAAUGUUUUAGGGGAGAAGAGCCUUUGAGAUCCAUAAGUAUAUUUUCAUUAUUUGUUUCAAUGUCUGCCAGUGGGAUCUAACAUAGUUAUUUUAUAAUAUGUUGUUGUAAAGAGAUGUAAUGACUAUUGUAUACUAAAUAAAUUGUGUAAUUUGAAGAUCA